Messenger RNA from Caenorhabditis remanei, 576 nucleotides. RefSeq lists its product as uncharacterized. Lineage: Eukaryota; Metazoa; Nematoda; Chromadorea; Rhabditida; Rhabditidae. Gene Ontology annotation, molecular function: heme binding; heme transmembrane transporter activity. The transcript is spliced from 3 exons. Gene Ontology annotation, cellular component: lysosomal membrane; plasma membrane. Gene Ontology annotation, biological process: heme transport. The record is from RefSeq and is a predicted model, not a curated record. The coding region runs from base 1 to 576 and encodes 191 amino acids.
AUGCAUCAAAUCUACAGCAGUGAUCACAGUUUAGUCUCUUCAAAAGGCAAAGCUGAAAUUAUCACAAUGGAUGAGGAACAACCAAGACAAUCCUGUUGCACAUGGUUCCACAGUCUGAAAGUUCAAAUCUGGAUUGCAUGGCUUGGAGUGUCCGCUGGAGUUAUGGCUGGAACCGUCUUCGCUAUCCAGUAUCAAAAUUGGAUUGCUGUAACCAUGUGUUUUGUGUCAAGUGGUUUCGCUACUCUGGUUCUUCAUCUUCAUAUGGCGUAUAAGAAAACUCAAAUGAGUGGAUGGUCAUCGACAAAGUUGAGAUGUAUCGCUGCAGUUGGUGCCACCGUAUCGUUCUUGUCGUUCAUCGCUAUGAUCUACUGCUUGGUGGUUGCUGGAAUUGAACAUCAAACUAUCGACAAAGCUGGACUCAUGGGAGCAAAUCUCUGGAUUGCUGCUGUUUGGUUCUUCAUGACAGCCAAGUGGAGUGCCCUUACUUGGAGAUUUGCAAGAAAGUACCGAGCCUACUGUGAUGAAACCCAACCACUUCUUGCUGCUCCACCACCGGAGUACUCCGUUACCAUCUGA